Papilio xuthus (Asian swallowtail) is the source of this 2019-nucleotide messenger RNA. RefSeq names its product peroxidase-like. Gene Ontology annotation, biological process: response to oxidative stress. Gene Ontology annotation, molecular function: peroxidase activity; heme binding. The record is from RefSeq and is a predicted model, not a curated record. The coding region runs from base 69 to 2003 and encodes 644 amino acids. The transcript is spliced from 12 exons. NCBI's taxonomy places the organism in Eukaryota, Metazoa, Arthropoda, Insecta, Lepidoptera, Papilionidae.
AUAGUUAACAAUUGAAGUGUUCUGUGGCUUAAAACACAAUUCAGAUAAUUAAGUAACUUUGGAUAAGAAUGUCAAAUUAUUUAAUUUGUGUAUUUAUAAUUAUUUGUUAUGUUAACUUUGGGCAUACUGUGUACUAUGACUCGUACUCGGGAACGCCUGUUAAUCUGGAAGAAGUUAAGAAACAUGAUAAGCAGAAUAAUACGUUUUGGUGCAUAAACCAGAUAGAGCCGUGUGUAGCUGAUGAGUGGCGGCGUGUGGACGGCUCCUGUAACAACCUGCACCAGCCUACCCGGGGCGCAUCACAUACGCCAACUUAUAGACUACUUCCAGCUGUUUAUGCUAAAAAUUUUGAAAAAAGACAAGCAAAGUCUGGCCAGUCAUUGCCGCUUGAGAGGUUCCUAAGAACAACGUUGGUUGCUAUGGGCAAGCUACCAGACCAAAAAUUCACGACGCUUUCAACCAAUUUUUUAGUUUUUAUGACUUCAGAUGUUUUAUCUUUGCACGAUACAGUGAAAUUUAUCGCAUGGAAACCUUACUGUUGCCUGGCCAAGGGCAAAACGGAUAAUGACUGCGUUCCUAACAAAAUACCCGAUGACGACCCUGUACAUCGUUUCUCCGAUAUAAGAUGCUUGAAUAUGACGAGACCUGAAUCUUUUCAAUCUAUUGGUUGUAUUAAAAGCGACACUGUCCCUGAAAGGAUAAUAACAUCAACACCAACAUUUGAUCUAUCACCAGUGUAUAGCAGCAGUUUGAAGUUACUAUCAGAAAAGGGACGUCUUUUCAAAGGUGGUUUAUUGAAGUACGAAGAGGAAGAAGGGAGAAUCUGGCCUCCAAGUGUUAAGACUGGAUUAGGUUUUUGUUUUUUGAAUCAAAUACCACAAGAAGGACGAUGUCACGAUACUCCUGAAGAUAGCGCUAACAGCUUAGCUGGUGUGAAUCUGAUGACCAUCUGGCUAUGGAGACAGCAUAACUUUAUUGCGUCUGCAUUGUCUAAGAUCAACCCAUGUUGGAAUGAUGAGAGUCUUUUUUAUACAGCGCGUGACAUCAACAUUGCUAUUGUUAUGCAAAUAUUCUAUUACGAAUUGUUACCAGCAUUAUUUGGUCAUGAAAAUCUCCUCAAGGACGGUGUUCUUUCUUACACAAAUGGAUUCAGAGAUUCCUACAAUGAAAAUGUUAUCCCGCAAAUAUCAUUGGAGUUUCCAUUUGUUCUUCGUUGGUUUCAUACUACUCAGGAAGGGGAUAUGAAAUUAUUUGAUACUCAAGGUCACUAUUUAAGAAAAGUCCCUAUUGUAAAUCUUACUCUAAGAACUGGUUUCUUCGGUGUUGAUGACAACAUAGAUUAUGUCACACAAGGCAACUUCAGACAAGGUACAGCGAAGGCUGACUAUAUUGUAGAUCCUGAUGUAGUCAAUAUAGGCUUAGGACCGCACCAGAGAGCAUCUGACAUUCUGACUAACGAUUUAGCAAAGAAUCGGCUGUUCGGCUUUCCCCCUUAUAUCAAAUACAGAGAAUUCUGUUUCAAACAAUCGUUUAAAACAUUUGACGAUCUACUGCAAGCCAUUGAUCCAGAAAGAGCGGAGUUACUUAGACAGGUUUACGAGAAUAUAGAAGACAUUGACCUUAUUGCUGGCAUUUGGCUGGAGAAGCUGAUCCCUGGUGGCCACGUGCCCCCCACUGUGUACUGUGUUGUGGUGGAGCAGCUACUGAGGGUUAUCACAUCGGACAGGCAUUGGUACGAGAGACCUAAUAGGCCAAACGCAUUCACCUACGAACAACUGUUGGAGAUAAGGAAGGCCACGGUGGCGCGGCUGCUGUGCGACGUCGGAGAUAAAGUGACGCAUAUACAGCGACGUGCUUUCUACAGGAUCACUCAGAAAAAUCCGCUGUGUAGCUGUGAGACCAUUGAAUCUGUUAACCUUUGGGCUUGGAAGGAUCCCAAAUGUGAUAGUCAUGGACCCCACUUCGGUCCGCUCUAUAGCCCAGCAAACCUGUUUCACAACUAAUACUUUAAAAUAAAUA